AUGGUUCGUUCAGCACUCGACCCGCAUCCACACUUGUCCCCAUCUGGCAGAAUCUACAUACACAGUACUUCUUACAGAGACACUGCUAUUGACUGUUGGCCUCACUUUCUGCCCCUCUCUUCUCCUCGCCUCUCCUCGCCCUCACCACCACUGCUGACCCUAUCCGCUCGCUUCCUAAGCUUCCCUAUCUCAUAUUCAUCCCAUAUCCUAUAUCCCAUACCUAUUCACUCUGCAUUAUCUUAUACACACACACACACAAUAUUCCCGUGCUUCUCCAUUCUCUCGCUCACUGAUGUAUCCCCCGCGACCUGUCCUCUCAUCACGACAAAAUCUCUCAACCUUCGCUUGCCAUCCUUCGAUCUCUUGGGAAUUGCAGCACCUCACCCCGACCGCAUCGCCGUUCAUUCUCCCAGUAGCUUCUCCCCGCUAGGUGCAGGCCCAUUAUCGAAACCUGAGGAUCCCCUUCAUGCACUAAGCCCAUCCUUGAUCGAACCAGAGCGCCAGCUUCCACAGAUCGACGGCACCGUGGAUUCUUCUCCCCCGAGCCCUGAGGCUGCCAGGGCCAAGGUCCAACGUCUCGUGCCCGUGGUCACCCCUCCUAACGAGGAGCCUGGUACCUUCAAUUGGGGUUCUUUCGUGAACGUUGGUACCGCUGCUGUCGGUUCUCCCCCCAACUCGGAGCCAGGAGUCUCACCAGGCACCAACAUCACUUCGCUGAGUGCGGUCACGGCAGAGACAGCAGAGACAGCCGUGCCAGAUCCGCUCUCGGUCACGGAUCUGAGUGACGCGCUCGGCAUGGCUGCUUGGAUAGAGAGCAUCCGACAAAUAUUAACCUCUGACGUCUCCUCUGCACGGCAUGAUUCGAUAAAGGUCUUGUCGCAUGCGCUUCCCUCCCCAUCGCUGACCGGCCACCUCUUUGCACAGAUCAUAUCCGCCAUUCACGAGAGGACCACCACCUCGACCUCUUGGAUCAAUGUCUUUCACGCAGUGCCCGGACGGUUCACGCUAGCCGACCUACCCAAAUCCCCACCCUCCACACCUGGUCAGGUUGUAGGAGGUGAUGAAUAUUUCACCUCCAAGAUAUUCGACACUGCAGUCGCUGUUCCCGAUUACCAGCUCGAUGCGAGACUCUUGCCGCCGUCGCCUCGGCCUGUCGUGCCCCCAGGAAGCGUGAACGUCUCGGUCGUGGAACGCUAUAUCCCGCCCACCAACGAGAAUGAAUUCGUGGAAAUGUUUUCCAUGAGAGGAGGGCAUUCUCUGCUCCUUGAUCGUCUAAUAGAGGUCUCUCCCGAUAAUGGCAGGCUCUUGUUCAUCUAUCCGACCAGGACAGGCGCACAAACAUUCAUGCGUAGCUAUCUAGGGCCGGUCCUGGACCCUCUUCUGCGCUCGAUGACGAUUGUUCACGAUCUGUCAUCAGAUCUAAGCAAGUCUCUGGGUCCCAUGAAGGCCGUCGAUCGCCUGCCGGAGUAUGUUCAGCUGGAUACGCGACUGAGGGCCUUUUGUAACCAACUCAACCAAGACGAAAACCAUUUGCGUACUUCCGGAUCCACGUACUCGAUUAUACAUGCCUCGAGAGAGGAAAUUGUCAUUGACCGUGCGUCAUGGGCCAAGGACUGGUGGAUCAAACAGGAGAAACCGCGGAUUCGAGAGGCGGUCACUAGGUAUUUCCGCAAGGCUAAGGUUCUUCCCAGGGACACAUCGAUGACCCCCUCGAAUCUAAUACAGGAGAUAUUGGAUGGCGUCGCGAAUAGGGAAUGCGAAAGGCUGGUCCAACCGCGAGGCAUAGAGGUGGGAGUGUUCGUCAUCCAAAAGUCACGCUAA
Messenger RNA from Aaosphaeria arxii CBS 175.79, 1821 nucleotides. RefSeq lists its product as uncharacterized. The transcript is spliced from 5 exons. The coding region runs from base 1 to 1821 and encodes 606 amino acids. The record is from RefSeq and is a predicted model, not a curated record. Lineage: Eukaryota; Fungi; Ascomycota; Dothideomycetes; Pleosporales.